Molecule: messenger RNA, 766 nt
Organism: Dendrobium catenatum
Lineage: Eukaryota; Viridiplantae; Streptophyta; Magnoliopsida; Asparagales; Orchidaceae
Product: imidazole glycerol phosphate synthase hisHF, chloroplastic-like
Exons: 6
Coding region: 54-527 (157 amino acids)
Biological process (GO): L-histidine biosynthetic process
Molecular function (GO): imidazoleglycerol-phosphate synthase activity
Source: RefSeq, a predicted model, not a curated record
AACCCAUACCGCCGCUGACUCGCCUCCUCGGUCUUUGUCUUACCUCUGUCCAAAUGGAAGCGCCGGCGUUCUCCUCCACAAGUAGGUAUCGUCUUCUCCCAUGUCGUCCUCUCUCGCGUGGCUAUGCGGCGUGGAGUCCGGGAAAACCCUACUUCGAACGCAGGAUUUCUCUAUCUGUUCGCGCUUUCUCCGAGGACUCGACUGUUACUCUUCUUGACUAUGGCGCUGGCAAUGUCAGAAGCGUGCGGAACGCCAUUAGGCACCUUGGCUUUGACGUCAAAUAUGUAAACAAACCAGAGGAUAUUCUUAAUGCAAAGCUCCUUGUUUUCCCUGGGGUUGGUGCCUUCGCAUCUGCAAUGCAUGUCUUAACUAACAAUGGGUUGGCAGAAGCACUCUGUACGUAUAUAGAGAAAGAUCGUCCCUUUCUGGGCAUAUGCCUUGGUCUUCAACUGCUUUUUGAAUCAAGUGAGGAGAAUGGUCCAGUAAAAGGUCUUUGGCUUGAUUCCUGGUGUGGUUGGACGUUUUGACUCAUCGAACGGCCUUAGAGUACCGCAUAUUGGGUGGAAUGGUGUGCAGCUAACCAAGGAGUCAGGAAUUCUGCAUGAUAUUGAAGGCCAACAUAUCUACUUCGUUCAUUCCUAUCGUGCUUUGCCUUCAGAUGCUAACAAAGAUUGGGUUUCAUCAACAUGUAAUUAUGGUGAUACUUUUAUUGCUUCUAUAUCAAGGGGAAACGUUCAUGCUGUCCAAUUUCACCCUGAAAAGAGUG